Molecule: messenger RNA, 11842 nt
Organism: Pollicipes pollicipes
Lineage: Eukaryota; Metazoa; Arthropoda; Thecostraca; Pollicipedomorpha; Pollicipedidae
Biological process (GO): Notch signaling pathway; axon guidance
Cellular component (GO): cell surface; signaling receptor complex; plasma membrane
Molecular function (GO): protein binding; calcium ion binding
Source: RefSeq, a predicted model, not a curated record
AUGCGUCUAAGUAAUGCGUCCGAAGCUAGUCGCAAAGCACCGACCAACUUCAGGAGUGCGUACGCGUGGGAGACAAACAACGUCCAGGCUCAGGCUCAGGAGACAAACAACGUCCAGGCUCAGGCUCAGGAGACAAACAACGUCCAGGCCCAGGCUCAGGAGACAAACAACGUCCAGGCUCAGGCUCAGGAGACAAACAACGUCCAGGCUCAGGCUCAGGAGACAAACAACGUCCAGGCUCAGGCUCAGGAGACAAACAACGUCCAGGCUCAGGCUCAGGAGACAAACAACGUCCAGGCUCAGGCUCAGGAGACAAACAACGUCCAGGCUCAGGCUCAGGAGACAAACAACGUCCAGGCUCCGGCUCAGGAGACAAACAACGUCCAGGCCCAGGCGAAUCGGUACGGCUCUCACCUGGUGGUGAUCCAGUCAUACGACCAGAACAACUUCACGCGUCACCUGGCUUCGGAGGCGGUGGAGGAGUCCGACCCGGCUCGCUACUGGCUCGGCUUCCGCACACUCGACGACCUGAGCACCAACAGCCUGGAGACGGCCGCCGGCACACUCGAGAGCCAGUACAUCGGCUUCUGGGACCAGGGUAACCCGCGGCCCGAGCUGGGCGAGUGCGUGCGGGCCCGCUUCACCGACGCGCGCCAGAGCUGGGCGCUCAGCACGUGCGAGUACCUGCUACCGUUCAUGUGCCGCGCCACCGCCUGCCUUAAAGGUCACUUCCACUGCGCCAACGGCAACUGCGUCAACGGAGCCUUCCAGUGCGACGGAGAGAAUGACUGUGGCGACAUGAGUGACGAGAGUGACUGCCAGGCCACCACGCCCUGCCAUGUGUACCAGAGGUCCUCGUCGGGCACCAUUGAGUCGCCCGGCUACCCGGAGAGGUACCCAGCCAACCGCGACUGCAAGUGGACCCUGGAGGCGCCCGUCGGCCACAAGAUCACCCUCCAGUUUUCGGCGUUCGACUCCGAGAAGGACUUCGACACGGCGCACAUUCUGAGUGGAGGCACCACGGAGGAAUCGUCUGUGAGCAUCAUGACGCUGUCCGGCCAGGAGCAGCUGGGCUCCCAGCUAUUCACCUCCGCGUCCAACUUCAUGAUCGUCAAGUUCCGCAGCGACGCCAGCGUGGAGAAGUCCGGCUUCCGGGCCUCGUGGAAGUCGGAGCCGCAGACGUGCGGCGGGGAGCUGAUCGCGCCAGCGUCACCGCAGCGCCUGACAUCUCCCGGCUAUCCGGAGAACUACCCCGGCGGACUGGAGUGCCUCUACACCAUCAGGGCGCAGCUCGGACAGAUUAUCACGCUGGAGAUCGAGGACCUGGACCUGGAGCCGGGGAAUGACUACAUCCGCGUGCGGGACGGGCCGGGUCCGAAUGACCGCCAGCUGGCCUGGCUGACGGGCCGCGGUGCCGCCCGCUCCUUCGUCUCCUCCACCGGCAACACCAUGUACCUGUACGUGCGCACCGACCUCGGCAACAGCCGCAGGGGCUUCAGCAUCAAGUACAGCGCAGGCUGUGACGUGACGCUGAAGGCCGACAACGGCACCAUCUACUCGCCGGCGUACGGGGUAGCCUACUACCCGACCAACCUGGAGUGUGACUACCUGAUCCAGCGGCCGGAGGGUGGCCCUCUGAGCCUGCGCUUCACACACCUUACCCUGGACGAGACGGACGGCGUGCAGGUGUACGACGGUCCGGACAGCUCGAGCCUGCGCCUGCACUCGGGCGCUGGCUUCACCGGCCAGCUGGUGCCGCAGCUGACCCUGACCGCCCAGUCGGGUCAGAUGCUGGUCCGCUUCAUCUCCGACCCGCUCAAGGCCAGCAGAGGCUUCCAGGCUGUCUUCUCGUCAGAUUGUCCCAUGCUGGAGCCCGGCAAGGGAGCGCUGGGUACCAGCCGGGAGACCAUCUUCGGCACCAGGGUGACCUUCACGUGCCCGCCGGGUCAGGAGUUCGCCACGGGGAAGGCCAAGGUCAUGACCGAGUGUAUGCCCGGCGGCCAGUGGAGCGUCAGCUAUAUCCCCAACUGCCAGGAGGUGUACUGCGGUCCGGUACCGCAGAUCGACAACGGCUUCUCGAUCGGCGCCACGAACGUGACCUUCCGGGGCGAGAUCACGUACCAGUGCUACGCCGGCUUCGCCUUCCCCAGCGGCCAGCCUGUCGAGACGAUCCAGUGCUCCGCCGACGGCAACUGGGGCAAGCUGCCCGUCUGCCUCGCGUCCCAGUGUCCCGCACUCCCGGAGGUGCCGUUCGCCCAGAAGCAGCAGCUGAACGGCGGAGGUCGGAGUUACGGCACUGUUGUCAGGUACGAGUGCGAGCCGGGCUACGUCCGGUCGGGCGUGCCUGUCCUCUUCUGCAUGAGCAACGGCACGUGGAGUGGAGAGGUGCCCAGCUGCUCACGUCUGCACUGCCCCUCGCUGCCGGAGAUCCCGCACGGCUACGUGCUGUCGCCGGCGGCUGACUACCGGUACGGUGACGAGGCGAGCGUGCAGUGCUACCGCGGCUUCCGGCUGAUCGGCUCGGCGGUCAUCACCUGCGGACCCCAGCAGAAGUUCAUCAACCUGCCGCAGUGCGAAGACAUUAACGAAUGCGCGGCGGCCAAGUGUGACCUGACCUCGACCAACUGCUCGAACGUGGCCGGCUCGUACCACUGCGGCUGCCGCGACGGCUUCCGGCCCAACCUCGAGUGCCGGCCGGUGGCUGAGCUCGGCGUCAGCAGCGGCGCCGUCGCCAACGACGACAUCCUCGUCUCCGGCACCGAGGACGGCUAUGACAAAAACACGGUGCGCCUGAACGCCGACGGCGGCUGGUGCGGCGCGCGCGAGGGCCCCAAGGUCAACUGGGUCAUGAUCGACCUGGGCGCGCCGACAGUCGUGCACGGCUUCCGGAUUCAGCCGGUCUCGCGGCCGGACCGCACCGUGGCCUACGCCAAGAGCCUCAGGCUCUACUACACGGACGAGCUGACGGACGUGAUGCGGGAGUACCAGACGUCGAGCGGCGCUCCGGUGGAGUUCCGCACCGCCGGCGCCGGCCUCUCCGUUAUCAGCAUGCCGUCGCCCGUGGAAGCCCGCUACGUCAGGCUCACCAUCCUCGACUACCAGGUGGCGCCGUGCAUGCGUAUGGAGCUGAUGGGAUGCUCGCGUCAGGAGUGUACCGACAUUGACGAGUGCGCCAAGAAGAACGGCGGCUGCCACCAGCGAUGCGUCAACUCGGCUGGAUCGUUCGGCUGCCAGUGCGACGAGGGGUACGAGCUGUUCACCAAGAACGGCACGGCCGGGUUCACGGUGGCGCCCUCUGAGACGGGCGAACGGGACGGUGACACGUACCGGAUCAACAAGACCUGCGUGCCGAAACAGUGCCCCGGCAUCGAGGACCCCGUCAACGGCCUGCUGGUCUCCACCCAGGAGCAGUACCACUUCCGUGACGUCAUCUCCUUCUACUGUAACUUCGGCUACGUCAUGAAGGGCUCUCAGACUCUGGAGUGUACCGCCACUGGCGAAUGGAACGGGACAGUGCCCACAUGCGAAUACGCCUCCUGCGAGCCGCUGUCGGACGGCCCGGAGGAGGGCCUGACCGUAGCCCGCGAAGACCCCGAGGCCGAGGAGGUGACCGUGCCGUUCCGCGAGAACAUCACCGUCGCCUGCUCGGAGACGGGCAAGCCGCUUGCAACACCCCGCACCGCCGGCUUCCGCCAGUGUGUGUACGACCCCCAGUCAGACUCAGCCGACUACUGGAUCUCUGGGACGGCGCCAGCCUGCCCCCGGAUCGACUGCGGUGUGCCACCGUCCACGCCUGGUGGCGCCUACGGAACAUACGCUGACACCAAGUUCAAGAGCAGCUUCUACUUCGGCUGCGAGGACACAUUCAGUCUAGCCGGACAAAGCAACUCCAACGACAACCUGGUACGGUGCCAGGCGGACGGCACCUGGGACUUUGGUGACCUGCGUUGUGAAGGGCCCGUGUGCAGCGACCCGGGCCGGCCGUCCGACGGCCGCCAGGUGGCCACCAGCUAUGAGCAGGGCUCCAAGGUGUCGUUCACGUGCAACAAGCCGGGCUACAUCCCGUUCUCUGGCGAGCCGAUCGAGUGCGUCCGCCAGCCGGAGUGUGCUGUCAUCAAGCCUCUGGGACUCUCGGACGGACGCAUCCCGGCCUCCGCCAUCAACGCCACCACGCAGCGGGCCAACUACGAGGCGAACAAGGUGCGCCUGGGCUCGGUUACCGGGUGGUGCGGACAGCUCAACGAGCCCUUCACCUACGUCCAGGUCGACCUGCUCAGUUUGCACCGCGUCAAGGCGAUCCUGCUGAAGGGAGUGGUGACCAAUGACGUGGUGGGUCGGCCCACGGAGAUCCGCUUCUUCUACAAGCGCGCCGAGGACGAGAACUACGUGGUGUACUUCCCCAACUUCAACCUCACGGCCCGCGAUCCUGGCAACUACGGCGAGCUGGCCAUGAUCACGCUGCCAGAGUCUGUUGAGGCUCGCUUCGUCAUUCUGGGUAUCGUGUCGCACGACAAGAACCCGUGCCUGAAGUUCGAGCUGCUGGGCUGCACCGUGGAGGAGGAGGAGCCGCUGCUCGGCUUCGAUAUGGGCUACUCGAUGUGCGUGGACGCCGAGCCGCCCCAGUUCAUCAACUGCCCCAGCGAACUGCUGCAGGUGGAGAAGGGAGACAACGGCCGCAUUCUGGCGGUGAACUUCACCGAGCCGCUGGCCACCGACAACUCGGGGAUGAUCGUGCGCACGGACGUGCGGCCGGCCGGCUUCGGGCCGCCCGUCUUCGUGUUCAGAGACCUGAUGGUCGAAUAUCUGGCUUUUGAUUUUGACGGAAACGUGGCGAUCUGCCAAAUGAACAUCACAGUCCCCGACGACACGCCGCCGAAGGUUACCUGUCCGCAGAGCUACGUGGUGGAGCUGGUCGAGGAGCAAGAGGUGUACGAGAUCAACUUCAACCGCUCCCGCUCCCAAGUGGACGUCUCUGACGACACUGAUGACGUCGAGGACAUCGCGGUGACGUUCGAGCCGUCGGCGGCUCGGAUCCAGAUCGGCGCAUACGAGAAUGUGACGGUCACUGCGCGCGACACCUCGGGCAACCAGGCCCAGUGUCACUUCCAGGUGGCAGUGCAGGCGACCCCGUGCGUGGCGUGGGACCUGAAGGCUCCCGCCAACGGUGCCGUGAACUGCCUGCCCAGCGAAGUGGGCGGCCUCCGCUGUCUGGCCACCUGCAAGGAGGGAUUCCGCUUCACUGACGGCGAGGAGGUCAAGACGUUCAGCUGCGUGCCGAAGCAGCCCUGGGAGCCGACCAAGCUGGUGCCCGACUGCGUGACCGAGGACACCGACCAGGCCAGCUACGACGUCAGCGCGCGCAUCAACUACCGCUCCAACGGCGCCGUCGCCCAGGAGUGCGUCGGCAUGUACAAGGAGGAGCUGAAACAGUUCCACGCCGACCUGAGCUCCGUUCUGUCCGCGCGCUGCUCGCAAGCCGUCAACCUCAACAUGGACGUUCGCCUGAUGUCCGGCGAUGCAGUGCGCGUGGCCGAGAACAUGGUUCAGAUCCAGCACGUGUUGCGCAUCACCCCGGAGAUCUCCCAGCCGUUGCUAUAUGACCUGUGUGGCCUGAACCUGGGCCUGAUCUUCGAGCUUACCGUGCCCUCCACCUCUGUCGUCAUCCAGCCGCUGCUCGACGUCUCCGCCAUCGGUAACCAGUGUCCCCCGAUGCGGGCGCUGCUCAGCAAUGUCACCAGAGGCUUCACCUGCACCACCGGCGAAGUUCUCAACUCGGAGUCAAGCAACACGAACGUGCCCAGAUGCCUGCACUGUCCGGCCGGCACGUUCGCUAAGACCGAGGACGAUGCGUGCACGGUGUGUCCGAUGGGAGAGUACCAGGACCAGAGCCGCCAGGGCAGGUGCAAGAAGUGUCCCGCCGGCACCUACACCCGUCAGGAGGGCAGCAAGAGCGUCCAGGAGUGCGUGCCGGUGUGCGGCUACGGCACCUACUCGCCGUCGGGCCUGGUGCCCUGCCUCGAAUGUCCGCGCAACAGCCACACCGGUCCGCCGCCGGCCGACGGCUUCAAGGAGUGCCGUGCCUGCCCGCCCGACACCUACACCCACGCCCAGGCGGCCAGCGACAUCGCCAUGUGCAGAGCCAAGUGUGCCCCCGGCACGUACUCGGCCACCGGCCUGGAGCCGUGCUUCGCCUGUCCGCGCAACUUCUUCCAGCCGAUCGAGGGCGCCAAUACGUGCUUCGAAUGCCCGACGGGCAACAUGACGGAGUCGGAGGGCGCAACGACACCAGAUCAGUGUGUGCCAGUCGCGUGCACUGAGGACACGUGCGAGCACGGAGGACUGUGUCAGAUGCUGGGUCACCGGCCCAAAUGUUACUGUCCGGCCGGCUUCAGCGGCGCUCGCUGCGAGCUUGACGUCGACGAGUGCCUCUCCACCCCGUGCCACAACGGAGCCGUCUGCGUCGACCAGCCCCAGGGCUAUCGGUGCCAGUGCGAGCGGGGCUACUCAGGCAUCAACUGCCAGAUCGAGGAGUCCGACUGCAAGGAGGAGACGUGCCCGGCGCGGGCCAUGUGCAUGGACACGCCCGGAGUCGGCAACUUUGAGUGCCUCUGUCGGGAGGGUUACACUGGCCCCAACUGCAACGUGACGGUCGAUCCCUGCAAGGAGAAGGGUAACCCUUGCGAUAACAGCGCCAGAUGCGUCGCCCUACAGCAGGGUCGGUUCCGCUGCGAGUGUCCGCCGGGCUGGGAGGGCGCGCUCUGUGACGUCAACUCGGACGACUGCGCCGAGCAGCCCUGCCUCCUGGGCGCCGAGUGCACCGACCUCGUCAAUGACUUCCAGUGCGACUGCCCCACAGGCUUCGCCGGAAAGCGGUGCGAGCGCAAGAUUGACCUGUGCUCUGGCGGCCCGUGCGCGCACGGCCUGUGCGUGGACCGGUUCUUCGUGCACCAGUGCGUCUGCGACCCUGGCUGGACAGGCCCGUCCUGUGACGUCAACAUCGACGACUGCGUGACCCGGCCCUGCGCAGAGGGCAGCACGUGCGUCGAUGACGUUGAUGGCUUCAGCUGCUCCUGCGCCCCCGGCUACACGGGCAAGCGCUGCCAGCACACGAUAGACGACUGUGCCAGCCAGCCGUGCCAGAACGGCGGCACCUGCGACGACCAGCUCGACGGCUUCAAGUGCGUCUGCCGACCCGGCUUCGUCGGGCUGCAGUGCGAGGCAGAGAUUGACGAGUGCACCUCCAGUCCGUGCAGCCCGCAGGGAACCGAGCGCUGCGUCGACCGCGACAACACCUUCGAGUGCGAGUGUCGCGUGGGAUACUCCGGCAAACUGUGCCAGACGAACAAGAACGAGUGCUCGUCCAGCCCGUGUAUGAACGGCGCCGUGUGUACGGAUGGCCUGGACGACUUCACCUGCUCGUGUAAGCCCGGCUGGACGGGCAAGCGCUGCGAGAUGGACGUGGGCAGUUGCGAGAGCUUCCCCUGCCUGAACGAGGCCAAGUGUAUCGAUCUUUUCCAGGGCUUCUUCUGCGCCUGCCCGUCGGGAACGGACGGGGACCGGUGCGAAGUGACUCCCGAGCGUUGCGUCGGCUCGCCCUGUAUGAACGGCGGCUUCUGCAGGGACUACGGCUCGGGCCUGAACUGCAGCUGCCCGGCUGACUACCUCGGAGUCGGCUGUCAGCACGAGCUGGACGCCUGCGAGGCCGGGGUCUGUCAGAACGGUGCCACGUGUCUGGAUGAGGGCGCCGGCUACAAGUGUGUCUGCCCGGCCGGCUACACGGGCGUCAACUGCGAGACGGACAUUCCGGACUGCGCGCCGAGCAGCUGCCCGACGGGCGCCACCUGCGUCGACCUCGUCAACGACCACUACUGCCGCUGCCCCUUCAACCUGACCGGCGAGGACUGCAGGAAGAGCAUCACGGUGGACUACGACCUGUACUUCAACGACGACUCCAAGUCUUCCUCGGCUUCGCUGUACGCGCCGUUCGAGAUGCGCUCAGCGUCGAGCAUGUCGCUGGGGCUGUGGGUCCAGUUCAGCUCGCGGCUCGACAUCGGCACCUUCUUCACACUGUACAACGUCAGCUCUCUGCACGUGCCGUCCGACCGCAAGGUCCUGGUGCAGAUGCGCAGCGUCGGCGUGCUCGUCAACCUGUUCGAGGACGAAGACGCCGUCUUCCUGGAUUUCAACAAGCAGAUCCCGGUCAACGAUCGCCAGUGGCACCACGUGGUGCUCUCGUGGGAGACGUCUGGCAACGUCCAGCUGGUCACCGAUCUGGUGGUGAUCGGCAAGCGCACCGGCUACGGCGUCAACAAGACCCUGCCCGAGUUCGGCUAUGUGACACUGGGUGCUCCGCUGGCUGAAGACGGCACCCAGGUGGCCAAAGCCGGCUUCAAGGGCAAGCUGGCCCGCGUCAACAUGUGGUCCCGCAGGCUGGACAUCCGCACCGAGAUCCCCAAGCAGGUGGAGUCUUGUCGUAAGGCGCCCGUGCUGUACGACGGCCUGCUGCUGCGCUGGAGCGGCUACAACCAGCUUCUGGGCACGGUGGAGCGCGAGGGGCCGUCCACGUGCGGCGAGCUGGUAUGCGCGCCGGGCUACACCGGCGACUGCACCAGCCGCGCCCGCGACAAGACGCCGCCGCGGGUGGACUUCUGCCCGGGCGACCUCUGGGUACAGGCCGGCAACGGCUCAACGGCCGUCCGCUGGGACAAGCCGCGGUUCAGCGACGACGACAAGCUCAUGUCCGUCAAGGAAAUCAGAGACUAUGCACCUGGUCAGCUGUUCCCGUGGGGUUCGCACGACAUUGUUUACAUCGCCAGGGAUGACGCCGAGAACAGCGCGCUCUGCAGCUUCCGCAUCCACGUACUCAAGGAGAUCUGCCCCACCCCGGAGGACCCCAACGGCGGCUACCAGGAGUGCUCCACCUGGGGACCCAACGGACGCUUCCGCUACUGCAAGAUCCGCUGUGACCCGGGACUGCAGUUUAGUCAGCCCAUCCCUGACUUCUACGUGUGCGGCCCGGAGGGCUUCUGGCGCCCCAAUGACCAGCCCAACACGGCUCUCAUCUACCCGAGCUGCGCCCCCGCCGAACAGGCGCAGCGGGUGGUCAAAAUAAAAAUGAACUUCCCCUCGUCCGUCUUCUGUAACAACGCCGGCAAGAACGUGCUGGACAAGCGCAUCCGCGAGGCGCUUCAGAAGCUCAACAAGAACUGGAACUUCUGCAUCAACACAGUCGAAGGUGACGAGUGUGACGGCCUAAACGUCAACGUCAACUGCGGCCAGCGAUCGCGCGUCCGGCGACAGGCCAGCGACAACGACGGACUCUACGAGGUCGAGAUCAGCUUCCCGGCGCAGAACGGUCCGGUGACCAACCCGGAUACGAACCAAGCCACCGAUGUGCAGAAGCUCAUCGAGAGGAUCAUCCUGGAGAAGGGAGAGUUUGAUGUUCAGUCGCAGCUUCCGAACGUGGUGCCCGACCCGUCCUCGCUCGAGCUGGACUCUGAGUACUUCUGCGAGCAGGGCAAGGUGGUGGUCGGCGACCAGUGCGUUUCCUGCGCGGCCGGCACCUUCUACAACCGGGAGACACGCACGUGCGUCAAGUGCGAUGUGGGCACGUACCAGAACGAACAGGGCCAGUCGCGCUGCGAGAAAUGCCCAGAGAUCGCCGGCAAGCCGGCCGUCACCGCCAUCAAGGGCGCGCAGAGCGUCGAGGAGUGCAAGGAGCGCUGCUCGGCCGGCCGCUACUACGACAGCGUACUGCGCGUGUGCAAGGCAUGCGGCUUCGGCAACUAUCAGCCGGAAGAGGGCCAGUUCUCGUGCGUGCCCUGCGGCCUCGGCCUGACCACGCGCACCUCUGAGAGCAUCACGAAAGAGGAGUGCAAGGCUGAGUGCGCCAACGGCGAGCAGCUGUCGCUGGACAACACGUGCCAGCCGUGCGCGCGGGGCACGUACCGCACUCGCGGCGUGCAGCCCGCGUGCGUGGCCUGCCCCGAGGGCACCACCACCCUGGGCACCGGCUCGGCGCUGGUCGAUGACUGCUCGCUGCCCGUCUGCCAGCCUGGCUCCUUCCUGAACACGACCGGCGGUAACCGGUGCAUGUCAUGCCCGCUGGGCACGUACCAGCCACAGUCGCAGCAGACCUCGUGUAUCGAGUGCCGGCCGGACACCACCACCGAACAGACUGCCGCCACCAGCGCCGACCAGUGCAUCAACCCAUGCGACGGCGCCGGCGACCAGAAGAAGUGCGACGCCAACGCCAUCUGUCUGAUCAACACGGAAACGAAUGCGUUCAAGUGCGAGUGCAAGCUGGGCUUCAGCGGCAACGGCUUCAACUGCUCGGACCGGUGUGACAACUUCUGCGAGAACUCGGGCGUCUGCGUCAAGGACGAGCGUACCGGCAUGCCCAAGUGCAGCUGCAUCGGCUCGUUCACCGGUGAGCGCUGUGUGGAGAAGUCAAAGUUCGCCUACAUCGCCGGCGGUGUGGCCGGCUUCGUCGUCGUAGCCAUCAUCUGCGUGCUCUUCGUCUGGAUGAUCUGCGCCCGCUCCAACAAGAAGAAGCAGCCCGACCCCGUGCAGAAGGCCAUGACGCUGCCGCCCGACGCGGCCUCCCAGGUGAACUUCUACUACGGCGCACCGACACCGUACGCCGAGAGCAUCGCGCCGUCGCACCACUCGACGUACGCCCACUACUACGACGAGGAGGAUGACGCGUGGGAAAUGCCCAACUUCUACAACGAGACCUACAUGAGAGACGGUCUCCAUCCGGCCAAGGCCAACAGCCUGGCCCGCUCCAACGCCAGCAUCUACGGCGCGCCCCGACAAGACGAGCUCUACGACCGCCUGCGCAAGCACGCCUACACCGGCAAAAAGGAUAAGAACGACACAACCGACGAUAGCGACGACCAGGCUCGUUAGAGACAUCUAGCGGUAGUUUAACAAACUUUAGCGACUGGUACCGACACCAGGCGGACGCGAACCGGAGCUUUGCGGCCGAAACCCCGCGGCGACCGGGGCUCUGCCGAGGGGCAUUUGGUUACACCCUGCCGGUGUGUAUAGAGGAGUCCCACGCGCCGGACAAAGCCGGCCCGAACUGGCCCGAACUGGCCUGAAUCGGCCCAAACCGGCCUGGAAGUGUGACCCACCUUGUGGAGAUGAGGUGUGCCGUCCCGGCCCGCCAUCGUAUACUCGACUCUGCGGCGGCGCUGUGUCGCCGCGCCAGCCAGCCAGCGCCGCCGCCGGCUCAGGCGGGCUCCCGACCGCGGUCGCCUGACCUCGUGACCCCGUGCGCGGCAACCGCGGCGCCAGCGAUUGUGCAUUCCUGUCGGGGAUGACGACACUCAGCGAACUCGAGGCGCGUGGCAGCACGCCAGCCAGGCGCGCCGCGGCCUGCUCAUGUACCAUUCUAACUAAGUUAUUGUCUGCGCGCCGGCGUUGGGUCGGUGCGAGCGUGCGGCGUGAGGUGCGAGACGUGAGGCGUGAGGUGCGAGGCGUGAGGUGUGAGGUUUCGGGCGUGAGAGAUGGCGUGACCCUGGCGGCGCGUGAGGCGUGAUGGCGGCGGACCGCGGCUUGGCAACAUCAGCUGACGGCUGCGAACUUUGCUACGCUGGGCGGUGCCGCGGUCGCCCACAGGUGGCAGCACCGUCGGAGGCCGUGCCGACUUGGUGUGAAGCGCGUGUGUGUUUGUGUUGUCUCCGGAUCCAGCGUGUGUCAGUGACUGUGGCGCCCUCUGUGUGGACGUCCGCCGCCCGUAAAUCCAUGUGCGACCUGCGGGUGGAACGCGAACAAAGCGAGGUUGUUAACGCCGUGUGAAUGUGCGGAGUUUGCGAAUACACGGGUGGCGCCGAAC